This is a messenger RNA of Fimicolochytrium jonesii, 5863 nucleotides long. RefSeq lists its product as uncharacterized. The transcript is spliced from 5 exons. NCBI's taxonomy places the organism in Eukaryota, Fungi, Chytridiomycota, Chytridiomycetes, Spizellomycetales, Powellomycetaceae. Gene Ontology annotation, molecular function: DNA binding; DNA-directed RNA polymerase activity. The record is from RefSeq and is a predicted model, not a curated record. Gene Ontology annotation, biological process: DNA-templated transcription. The coding region runs from base 162 to 5498 and encodes 1778 amino acids. Gene Ontology annotation, cellular component: RNA polymerase I complex.
CCCCCUUCUGGCAUUACCGAUCGACACUGGCCAGGACCCAAUAGAACUUCAGGCAUCGAGAGGACAGCACGACGACGUCGCCUGCGGUUUCUCAGUACAACAAGCUGCCGGUUCGGCUCUAAGGGGGCGUGGACACGGUGUCUUUUGGAAUUUAGUCGAAAAUGAACAUUUCGAACCCGGUGCCGAAGGAGGUCACUUCGGUGGCCUUCUCGUUCUUGGACAACAAGGAUGUUCGGAAGCUUUCGGUCAAGCAGAUAACGAAUCCUAUUCUCUUUGACAACCUCGAGCAUCCGACUACAGGCGGUCUUUAUGAUCCCGCGCUAGGACCUCACGACAAAAAUUCUAGGUGUACGACAUGUUCCCUCGGGCACUUCUCUUGCCCAGGACACUUCGGCCACAUCGACCUUGCAGCCCCCGUUUACAACCCUAUCACCUUCCGCCUUAUGUACAAACUCCUCCAAUCCCUAUGUUUCUACUGCCAUCAUCUGCGUUCCUCGCGGGUUGCGAUCGCACAUUACUCAGCGAAGCUUAAGCUCAUAUAUGCUGGUCUGAUCACGGAGGCGGCAGAACUCGACACGCUUGUUUCGACGAAAGCCAGCGCGCCAUUGAAAAAGGCGAAGAAGGCAAAGACGACCAAAUCCACACAACGGAACGAGUUCAUCGAGGACGAGGCGGAGGAGGUGGAUGAGGACGAGGAGGAGGAAGGAAGGGAAUCUGAAAACGAGGACUCCAUGGACAUUGAUGCUGAACUUGGUCUUGGGCCACGGACAGCUGAACACAUGAUUGCCGAGAUCGAAGACUACGUGCAGGAAGUUUUUGCGAAGGAACGUCCCGGCGCAGUUCGAAAGACAACUCUGGUGAUCGAGGCACUUCGAAAGCUGGAAAGGCAGUUCUUGGGCUCCAUUCCAGCGCAAAGUUGUGCUGGCUGUAGGGGACAAAGUCCCAAGUUUCGUAAGGAAGGCCAGCUCAAGAUCUUCCAAAAGCCGUUGAAUCCGAAACAGAGGCACGCUAUGGACGCGAAAGGGCUGAAGUUUGAAUCGCUCUUCUCCACCGCGCCUGAAGAGGCCGAGACAGAUCCAUCUCUCGGUCACGGCAACUCUGCAACGAACGGGAUAAGCGCGACUGAGAAGGCACGAGCAGUUCUGGCAAUGGAGGUACAGAUUACGGAAGCAGACCUGGACGCUGUCGCCGUCGAGCAAGCUCCCGUCCUCAGCAAGGAUAAGUUCUUGACACCAUUAGAAGUACAACAACAUCUGAAGAUGCUGUGGGAGCGGGAACAAAGCAUACUCGACCUUCUUUAUGGAUCCACGUCCGUAGAGACUGGCAAGAGAACAUCCUCGUACCGGAUGUUCUUCUCCGACGUUGUUCCCGUUGCCCCAACCCGCUUCCGACCGAUCUCGAAAAUGAACGAUAUGGUCUACGAGCACCCCCAAAACACGCAUCUGACAGAGAUCCUGAAGGCGAAUCUCGCCAUCCAGGAUAUUCGAGCUCAGGAGCAAGUUGCUCUUGCUGCUAUUCCCGACAAAUCAUCAAACCUAUAUUACGAGAGAAGAUCGGAGUUCCUGAAAAGGAUCGUUGAUUCCUGGAUCAGGUUGCAGAUGAGCGUCAACAACAACAUCGACAGCUCAAAGGCACCACCAGGCCCCGGAGGCAAAGCACCGCCCCUUGGUAUCAAACAGCUGCUUGAGAAGAAGGAAGGUCUCUUCCGAAAGCACAUGAUGGGAAAGCGUGUCAACUUUGCGGCCAGGUCUGUCAUCAGUCCGGAUCCGUACAUCGAGACGAACGAGAUCGGGAUACCACCCGUGUUUGCUACCAAACUUACAUAUCCUGAACCGGUGACGCAUCACAACGUCAAGGAGUUACGGAGAGCAGUCAUCAACGGGCCUUUGAAGUGGCCUGGCGCGUCACAUGUCGUCACGGAGGAUGGAACGGAAGUCAAUCUGGCUACCUUCGACGAGGCGGGACGGACAGGGAUCGCAAACCAGUUGUUGACACCGAAUAUCGGUGUGUCUGGCAAUAACCAACACACGCAUGUCAACAAGAAAGUUCUCCGACACUUGCGGAACGGUGAUUUCCUCCUCCUCAACCGUCAACCAACUCUGCACAAACCAUCCAUCAUGGCACACACCGCCCGUGUCCUGCCCGGUGAGAAAACCAUUCGAAUGCACUACGCCAACUGUAACACGUACAACGCUGACUUCGACGGAGACGAAAUGAACGCGCACUUCCCGCAAAACGAAGUGGCCAGAGCGGAGGCGAUGCUGAUCGCUCGCACGGAUAAGCAGUACCUUGUCCCCACAGAUGGAGGAGUUUUGCGUGGUCUCAUUCAAGAUCACGUUGACGCUGGUGUGCAUAUGUGUUGUCGGGACACCUUGCUGGGAAGGGAGGAGUACAUGCAGUUGGUGUACGGAUGCCUGCGGCCGGAGGGUAUGCGCGGUUUCGGGACCGUUGGAAAUGGCAACAUUGAGGAAGAGCUGGUUAUCGGAGAGCAUGGCAAGGUCAUCACUAUCGAACCUGCGCACAUGAAGCCCAGGAGGUUCUGGACGGGGAAGCAAGUUAUCACCACCGUCCUUUUGAACUUGACUGCGGGAGCAGAACCCCUUAACAUGAUCUCCAAAGCGAAGAUCCCCGCAAAAGCCUGGGGACCGACUGGAAAGGAAGAGCAAGGAGUGCUCUUCAUGGACGGUCACCUUUUGACUGGUGUGCUGGACAAGUCUCAGUUCGGUGCCAGUGACAACGGUCUUGUGCACGCCGUCUACGAGACUUACGGACCCGCUUACGCCGGAAAGCUUCUCUCCAUCCUCGGACGGCUGUUUACCGGGUACAUGCAGAUGUUCGGGUUCACGUGUAGAAUGGACGAUUUGCGUUUGACUGGCAAGGGUGACAUCAAGCGACGAGAACUCAUCAACAAGAGCAAAACGAUGGGUCGGGAAGCCAUCGUUGAGUACGUGGGUGCAGAGAAAGCCCGCACGGACCUUUCCCUCUCGCUAAGCAUGGAGAGUGUCCUCCGCGUUGACGAGAAGAUGGCCGGCCUCGACUCCGCGAUGAAGAGCAAAACGAACCGAGUCACGUCCGAGAUCAUCUCGUCCACUGUUCCCGAUCAGCUGCUCAAGCCGUUCCCGCACAACAACAUGCAGAUGAUGACGGUCUCGGGAGCUAAGGGGUCGAACGUCAACGUGUCGCAGAUCUCGUGUUUGCUGGGACAGCAGGAGUUGGAGGGUCGGCGUGUGCCUACGAUGAUCUCGGGGAAGACGCUGCCGAGUUUCCCGGCGUUUGAUACGGCCGCACGAGCGGGAGGAUAUAUUACCGGACGGUUCUUGACUGGAAUCAAACCUCAGGAGUACUUCUUCCAUUGUAUGGCUGGGCGAGAAGGUCUCAUUGACACAGCCGUCAAAACAUCUCGAUCAGGUUACUUGCAGAGGUGUUUGAUCAAGCCCCUGGAAGGCCUCCGGGUCCACUACGAUCACACUGUCCGUGAUUCCGACGGAAGUAUCGUUCAGUUCCACUACGGCGAGGACUCGCUAGACGUGACCAAGCAGAAGACGCUCACCAAAUUCGAUUUCUGCGCCAUGAACUACCUCGCGCUGGUUGAGCGCUACAACCCUACUCGUCUUGCUAAUGCCUCUAUUGACUCGGAGAAGGUGGAGAAAUACCGAAAGAAGCAGAAGAAGAGAGGGAUCACAAACACCACGCUUCUGGAAAAGUUCUCCCCGUCUCGUUUCCUUGGAGCGGUCAGUGAGGGUUUUGCAAACGAUCUGGACGCAUACAUCGAGAAGAACCCCAGCAACCUCCUCACGAACAAGAAGGCGAGAAAGGAAGGCAAGAAGCACAAGGCAUGGUCCGGCGACGCUGUCAAGGACUCCCACUUCAAGCUCCUUAUGAACCUCAAAUACAUGAACUCCCUGGUGGAGCCCGGUGAAGCCGUCGGUCUGCUUGCGGCGCAGAGUAUCGGCGAGCCUUCGACGCAGAUGACGUUGAACACUUUCCACUUUGCUGGAUUCGGUGCCAAGAACGUCACGCUUGGUAUUCCGCGUCUUCGUGAGAUUAUCAUGACGGCGUCCGAUAACAUCAAGACGCCGAUGAUGAGGUUACCGAUGCUGCCGAGCGUCACACCGGCGCAGAGCGAGGCGUUCGCAAAGAGUAUCUCGAAAUUGGUGCUGUCGCAGGUUAUGGAAGGCGUUAGUGUGAAGGAGCUGCUCAGCACUAAGGGGACUGACUUGUUGAGGAAGAAGAUCUUCACCGUAAGACUGAGGUUCUGGAAGCCGGAGGAUUACAAGGCUGAUCACGGGAUCACGCAGGAGGAUCUUGGGCGGGUUAUUGAGAAGGGUUUCGUGCGGGCACUGGAUCGGGCUAUUACCAAGGAACUGAAGGCUAAGAAGAGGAAGGAGGAUGAUGUUGAUGAUAACAUUGGGGUUGGGACCACUUCUCCUGACGCUGUGCGACCUUCUCGAUCGGGCGACGGCGAGGAAGGAAGUGACCGCCAGGCGGUUAUGGACGACGAAGACGACGCCGGGUCGGACAUUGAAGGAGACGAUGGCGAUGCGGUCAACACCAAGCAAACAAAGGCGCGGAUGCAACUAUCCAGCUACGACGCUCCCGACGACGAUGAUGAGGAAGUGAUACGCCGGGUGGAUCGCCAAAUGAGCGACGAUGAAAACGAGGACGACUCUGCAGGGAACGCGCAGCAGGCUGACGAGGACACUUCUGGCGCCACCGACGCCAGCGGUCUGACACGGGAAGAGCGGAUUGUAACCAGCAGCCGCUUCGUGGUCGGAUACAAGUUCGACCACGCGCGCGGGCGGUACUGCGACAUCAAGCUUUCGUUCCCGGCCACGGUCAAGAAGAUGCUCAUGGUCUCCCUUGUCGAGAAAGUGUGCCGCAGCGUCGUGAUCCACGAAGUCGACCGCAUCUCCCGCUCGUACCCGUUACCCAACGAGGCCGAGAACGACAAGUCGGUCAACAUCGGCACCGACGGCGUCAACCUCAAGGGCAUGUGGGAGUACAUGAACAUGAUCGACGUCUCCAAGAUCUACACCAACGACGUUGCCGCGGUGUUGCGGACGUACGGUGUCGAGGCGGCCCGCGCUGCGAUCAUGCAGGAGAUCGCGGGCGUGUUCGCGGUGUAUGGGAUCAACGUCGACAAGCGCCAUUUGUCGUUGAUUGCGGAUUUCAUGACGUUUGAGGGCGGGUAUAAGCCUUUCAAUCGGAUGGGAAUGGGCAGCAACCCGAGUCCGUUUGCGCAGAUGAGUUUCGAGACGACGACGCAGUUCUUGACUACCGCGACGUUAUCCGGAGACUUCGACAACCUCGAAAACCCCUCCGCCCGGCUCGUCCUCGGCAAAGUCGUCAAGGGCGGGACAGGCUCCUUCGAGGUCCGCCAACCCCUUAACGUCCGCGUCAGCGGCGUACAGGCGGCGGGUACGAUCGCCGCCGAGGCACAGGAUUUCGUCGCUAACCGCGCUACGAAUGUUGUGAGGGAUGUUGUUGUGGAGGCGUAGGGAUGAGAGAGGGAUUCGGAGUCCACCACGGAUAGCGGGCUGCCAUCGCACCACAACUCACACACCAGCAGCAGCAGCAGCUGAUAUACUUUUUGCUCGGUUAUUGGCGCCCACGCCAUUCAUUUGUAUUAUUUAUGUAGACACAUAUUUCCCAUUUGCAUUUGUAUCCACAUUGAUUUUUUUCUGUACACAUAUAGCAUCAAGAGCCUGCUUGAUCGAAUAUCAUUAUCUGACACAAAAAGCGUUCGCGAUAUUCCAGAAACACAACAUUGCUUGUGCUGACAACGAUUGGUCUUCCUCUAAGCCGCUGUGCUAUCCUACAAUACAUAUCGCAAGUUAUAAACCCCAACGCCCACCGCCCCCGC